AUGCGUUACUAUCAAUAUUUUAAAUGGCAUGGACCUUUUCUUACUCAAUUCGAAUUUGAUAAUAGAAAUGUUCAAGGUAAUGGUACAGACGAUGUCGGUUCGUUUGAUGUUACAGGAAGCUACUCAACGGAUGGCAAUUGUAUGACUUUGCAGAAAAAAUAUAAACGUGGAACUGGCGAUCCUCGUGAAAAUCUUGGACAUGAAGUUAAAAUUGAUUUGAAAUGGAAUGAUCAAACACAACAGUUCGAUGGUCAAUGGAUCGUCAGAACAGCAAAUUACUCUGGUCAAGAUAAAUUCGAAUUGAAAUUAAGACAACACAUAGAAUCAGUGUAA
Rotaria sp. Silwood1 is the source of this 333-nucleotide messenger RNA. The record is from the annotation of a GenBank genome assembly. Lineage: Eukaryota; Metazoa; Rotifera; Eurotatoria; Philodinida; Philodinidae.